Sinocyclocheilus rhinocerous is the source of this 1445-nucleotide messenger RNA. RefSeq names its product D(2)-like dopamine receptor. The transcript is spliced from 8 exons. Lineage: Eukaryota; Metazoa; Chordata; Actinopteri; Cypriniformes; Cyprinidae. Gene Ontology annotation, molecular function: G protein-coupled receptor activity; dopamine neurotransmitter receptor activity, coupled via Gi/Go. Gene Ontology annotation, cellular component: plasma membrane; glutamatergic synapse; presynaptic membrane. The record is from RefSeq and is a predicted model, not a curated record. The coding region runs from base 28 to 1383 and encodes 451 amino acids. Gene Ontology annotation, biological process: negative regulation of voltage-gated calcium channel activity; regulation of potassium ion transport; negative regulation of cytosolic calcium ion concentration.
UUCAGGCUUCUUCCCUGGCCACAGCUCAUGGAUUUCCUCACGGAGUAUCCCUACAAUGACACUUAUUAUGACAACGGGACCGGGGCCCUCAACAGCACAAGCUGUGAGGCCAAGCAUCAGUAUAACUACUAUGCCAUGCUCCUGACUCUCCUCAUCUUUGUCAUUGUCUUCGGCAAUGUGUUGGUGUGUAUGGCAGUCUCCCGAGAGAAAGCGCUGCAGACCACCACUAAUUACCUCAUUGUCAGCCUGGCGGUGGCAGAUCUUCUCGUGGCCACAUUAGUUAUGCCCUGGGUGGUGUACCUUGAGGUGGUGGGGGAGUGGCGUUUCAGUAAAAUCCAUUGUGAUGUGUUCGUCACCCUGGACGUCAUGAUGUGUACAGCCAGCAUUCUUAAUCUGUGUGCCAUUAGUAUUGACAGGUACACGGCUGUUGCCAUGCCGAUGUUGUACAAAACACGCUACAGCUCCAAGAGACGAGUAACGGUAAUGAUCUCGGUGGUUUGGGUGCUUUCAUUCACUAUUUCCUGCCCCUUGUUGUUUGGAUUAAAUAACACAGCUACACGGGACGAUACCGUAUGUGAAAUCGCCAACCCCGCUUUUGUUGUCUACUCCUCCAUCAUGUCAUUCUACGUGCCCUUCAUCAUCACCCUUCUCGUGUACGUGCAGAUCUAUGUGGUUCUUCGUAAGCGUCGAAAACGGGUCAACACUAAACGGAGCUGCCAGAAGACAGAUGCUGAUGCUCAGCCCCCUCUCAAGGAAAAGUGCACUCAUCCUGAAGAUGUGAAACUGUGCACAGUUAUCAUUAAGACCAACGGGGGUUUACCUGCCAAAAACAAGAAAGCACAACUAAUAAAGGAAGUCCUGCACCAGGGUGGUGAUGUGGGGGUGGACAUUACGCCUGGCACAAGCCCUCCAGAGAAAAAGAAACUGGCAUCCACUCUGGUUGUCGACCUGCUGGCCAACCCAUGCCCCAUCCAUGGCUCUCCCUCCCAUGGUGAAUGUCAGUCAAAUGGAGAUGAUAAAAAUGGGCAUGCCAAGGAGGUCCAGACCCCUAAAGAAUCCAAACCUGUUGAAACUCAGGCACUGCCCAAUGGCAAAACCCUAACUACAGUGACCAAAACCAUGAGCAAGAGAAAGAUGUCCCAGCAUAAAGAAAAGAAGGCUACUCAAAUGCUGGCUAUUGUUCUAGGUGUUUUCAUUAUUUGCUGGCUGCCCUUUUUUAUUACUCACAUUUUGAAAACUCACUGCACAAGCUGCGUGGUGCCACUGGAAAUGUACAAUGCCUUCACUUGGCUGGGAUAUGUGAACAGUGCCGUCAACCCCAUCAUAUAUACCACUUUCAAUGUGGAGUUCAGAAAGGCUUUCAUAAAGAUAUUGCACUGCUGAGGACAUUAUUCACUGCAUGCAUAGAGGAGAGAUGGAGGAUUUCACAAGAGUCCUUGUACAUC